AGACCGAGAAUUUGUUCUUGAAGGAAAAACUAGACCGUGAGGUGCUGUGCGGGGCGACAGAACCCUGUAUACUGCAUUUCCAGAUCAUACUGGAAAACCCUGUGCAGUUCUUCCAAACUGAACUGCAACUCACUGAUGUAAAUGACCAUUCUCCAGAGUUCCCUGACAGGGAGAUGCUUCUAAAAAUCCCUGAGAAUGCCCAGCCAGGGACUAUGUUUCCUCUGAAGGCAGCUCAGGACCCUGACAUAGGGAGCAAUGCUGUUCAGAACUAUACAGUCAGUCCAAACCUCCAUUUCCACGUCGUUACUCACAGUCGCUCAGAUGGCAGGAAGUACCCAGAGCUGGUGCUGGACAGAGCCCUGGACAGGGAGGAGCAGCCUGAGCUCACUUUAACCCUCACAGCUCUGGAUGGAGGUGCUCCACCCAAGUCUGGGACUACCACGGUUCGAAUUGAAGUUGUGGACAUCAAUGAUAAUGCCCCUCAGUUUAUACAAUCACUCUAUGAGGUGCAGAUUCUUGAAAAUAGCCCCCUUGAUGCCUUAGUUGUCACAGUGUCUGCCAGGGAUUUAGAUGCUGGGAUAUAUGGCAAUGUAGCCUAUUCUCUGUUUCAAGGUGAUGGAGUGUCUCAACCAUUUGUAAUAGACAAAGUCACAGGAGAAAUCCGUCUGAGCAAACAGCUGGAUUUCGAGGGAAUUAGCCAUUAUAACAUAGAAAUCACAGCCAUCGAUGGAGGAGACCUUUUAGGGAAAUGCACUGUGGCUGUACAGGUGUUGGAUGUGAAUGACAAUGCUCCAGAGUUGACGAUCAGGAAGCUCACAGUCCCUGUCCCAGAAAAUUCUGCAGAGACUGUAGUUGCUGUUUUUAGUGUUUCUGAUUCUGAUUCUGGGGACAAUGGAAGGAUGGUGUGUUCUAUCCAGAACAAUAUCCCAUUUCUCCUGAAACCCACAUUUGAGAAUUAUUACACUUUAGUGACAGAAGGGCCACUUGAUAGAGAGAGCAGAGCUGAGUACAACAUCACCAUCACGGUCACCGACCUGGGCACACCCAGGCUCACAACCCAGCACACCAUAACAGUACAGGUGUCCGACAUCAACGACAAUGCCCCCGCCUUCACUCAAACUUCCUACACCAUGUUCGUCCACGAGAACAACAGCCCCGCCCUGCACAUAGGCACCAUCAGUGCCACAGACUCAGACUCAGGCUCCAAUGCCCACAUCACCUACUCGCUCCUGCCUUCCCAAGACCCGCAGCUGGCCCUCGACUCGCUCAUCUCCAUCAACGCAGACAACGGGCAGCUGUUUGCGCUCAGGGCACUGGACUAUGAGACCCUGAAGGCUUUCGAGUUCCUUGUGGGCGCCACGGACCGAGGCUCGCCUGCACUCAGCAGCCAG
This is a messenger RNA of Grammomys surdaster, 1391 nucleotides long. Its product is annotated as protocadherin-3-like. The annotation marks the transcript as partial. NCBI's taxonomy places the organism in Eukaryota, Metazoa, Chordata, Mammalia, Rodentia, Muridae. The transcript has a single exon. Gene Ontology annotation, biological process: homophilic cell-cell adhesion. Gene Ontology annotation, molecular function: calcium ion binding. The record is from RefSeq and is a predicted model, not a curated record. Gene Ontology annotation, cellular component: plasma membrane.